AUGGUCAAGAUCGAUCUCUGGAAACAGAACACAGGAACAGAGCGAUCCCGGGCCUCUUGUAACCUGGCUGAAUAUUUUCCAGGUUACCUAACCAAGCUCCUGCAAAACCACACUGCCUAUGCCUGCGACGGGGACCACUUGAAGCUUCAGUGCCCUCGGCAUUCUACGAUAAGUGUCCAGUCGGCAUUUUACGGGCAAGAUUACCAAACGUGUAGCACACAGCCACCUGCCUCCCAGCGGGAAGACAGCUUAACCUGUGUGGCGCCCACCACGCUGCAGAAGGUGCUGGACGAAUGCCAGAACCAGCGGGCCUGCCACCUCUUGGUCAAUAGCCGUGUUUUUGGACCUGACCUUUGUCCAGGAAGCAGUAAAUACCUCCUGGUCUCCUUUAAAUGCCAACCUAAUGAAUUAAAAAACAAAACCGUGUGUGAAGACCACGAGCUGAAACUGCACUGCCACGAAUCCAAGUUUCUUAACAUCUACUCUGCGACCUACGGCAGGAGGACCCAGGAGAGGGACGUCUGCUCCUCGGAAGCCGAGCGGCUCCCCCCCUUUGAUUGCUUGUCUUACUCGGCUUUGCAAGUCUUAUCCAGGAGGUGCUACGGGAAACAGAGAUGCAGAAUCCUUGUCAACAAUCACCAUUUCAGGAGCCCCUGUCUGCCGGGAGUGAAAAAAUACCUCACCGUCACCUACGCUUGCGUCCCCAAGAACAUACUCUCAGCGAUUGAUCCGGCCGUUGCCAAUCUAAAACCGACUUUGAAGCAGAACGAUGGUGAAUAUGGUAUAAACUUUGACCCAAGUGAACCGAGGGUUCUGAGGAAGGAUGGAGUUAUUGUCAGCCACUCCCUGGCGGCAUUUGCCUACAUUAGAGCCCACCCUGAGAGAGCCGCCCUGCUGUUCGUGUCCAGUGUCUGCAUCGGUCUGGCACUCACGUUGUGUGCCUUGGUCUUCAGAGUGUCCUGCACCAAGGACUUCCGGGAGCUGCAGCUGGCGAGGGAGCACCUGGUGCCAGGAAGUGACAAGGCCGAGGAGGACAGCCAGGAUGAAGACGGGGAGGAGGACUCCUCUGACUCUGAUUUUCCAGGGGAACGGUCAGGAUUCUGUAGGACUACAUAUCCUGUUUACAGUUCUAUAGAGGCUGCAGAGCUGGCAGAACGGAUUGAGCGCAGGGAGCAAAUCAUCCAGGAAAUAUGGAUGAACAGUGGUUUGGACACUUCACUCCCAAGAAACAUGAGCCAAUUCUACUGAAAACUAGAUGCAUCUUGAUGCUACCACACUUCCUGAAGAGGGAAGGAGAUCCAAAAUGCCCCUCCGGUUCUGUCUCACUUGUACCUUCUAUGAAGGAGAAUUUGUCAUGUCAUCCAAUACUGGGGAAGCCAGAAAGCUCUUAAAGGGACAUUUCAAACUGUUUACAGCACAUUUCAAAAUAAAUUAGGAGGGAAGAA
Messenger RNA from Vicugna pacos (alpaca), 1445 nucleotides. The record is from RefSeq and is a predicted model, not a curated record. Lineage: Eukaryota; Metazoa; Chordata; Mammalia; Artiodactyla; Camelidae.